Messenger RNA from Trifolium pratense (red clover), 1216 nucleotides. Its product is annotated as endo-1,3;1,4-beta-D-glucanase-like. The record is from RefSeq and is a predicted model, not a curated record. The coding region runs from base 196 to 1074 and encodes 292 amino acids. Gene Ontology annotation, molecular function: hydrolase activity. NCBI's taxonomy places the organism in Eukaryota, Viridiplantae, Streptophyta, Magnoliopsida, Fabales, Fabaceae. The transcript has 7 exons.
AGGGUGUUUAUUGAAAUAUACUAUUUUUUUUUUUUACUCCUCCUCAUCUUUGUUGAACCAGCUAGAAUUCAAACUUUAAUUAAUUAGUUAAAAAAUGUAGCUUCUUUUUAUACUCAAGCUUUGAAGUUAUGUCAUAGGUAUCACUCAAAUAAAUACUAGUAAUAGAUUUUUUCUUUCUCCUCCUACUUCUUUAACAUGUUUUCAUUCAUCUAUAAAAAUAUUAUAUUUUGUACAUCUAUUCUGGUUCUAGUUAUAAGUAAUGGCAGUGUUGGAGGGAAUAUGCAGUUAGUUGGAGAAACAAAAUUAAAGGUCAUACAAACAAAAAUGGCAGGUCAUCCAUGCUCCUCUAACCCACCAAUUUUGAACUCCUUUGCUGGAGCUGGUCAUGUUGACAAAAUUGGUGGCCUUAAUGCUUAUCUCACCGGUUCUCCUCAUUCCACCCGAGCCAUUCUUUUCGUCUCUGAUAUUUAUGGAUAUGAAGCACCAAUUAUAAGAAAGUUUGCAGACAAGGUUGCAGCAGCUGGAUAUUAUGUGGUAGUUCCUGACUACUUCAAUGGUGAUCCCUUUGAUCCUGACCAUGUUGACAGGCCUUUACCUAUUUGGAUGGAAGACCAUAGACCGGAGAAAGGUUUUGAAGCUUCAAAACCAAUAAUUGAGGCCUUAAAAAGUAAAGGUAUUUCUGCUAUUGGAGCUGCUGGUUAUUGUUGGGGUGCUAAGACUGUGUGUGGACUUGCAAAAUUCAAACUCAUUCAAACUGUUGUGUUAGCACAUCCAUCAUCUAUCACAGUAGAGGACAUCGACGAUAUUAAUAUUCCAAUUGCUAUACUUGGAGCUGGGGAUGACACAAUUACUCCUCCAGAAGUCAUAAAACAAUUUGAACGAGUCUUGGUUGCUAAACCUGGAGUUGAUAGUUUUGUAAAAAUAUUUCCUAAUGUCUCGCAUGGUUGGACUCUGAGGUAUGACACUGAAGAUCCAGAAGCUGUGAAGGCUGCAGAGGAGGCUCAUCAAAUCAUAUUGGAAUGGUUUGUUAAACAUAUUAAGUGUGAAAGAUCUUGUUGGAUGAAGAACUCCUAGAGUGAAGGAUGUAAAAAUAAAUGUGAUAUGAGAUCUUAACAAGUCCUAUGUUAAGGAUUCAUUUGUUACAAUCUGUUUUCAUUGUAUUCUGAAUUAUUUGGUACUAUUUAGUAAAGUAAUGUUUGUUCUUUUCCGGUGGAAA